AUUCUCUACUUCUUUCCUGUGUCUAUGGAAUUCGAUUCUACUGCUACUUUUGUUCGAGAGUUCUGUUUAAACAUCUGAGAAAGAUGGGUUUGAUUUCUGCAAUUCUAAUGGGGAUGGUUGUAGGCAUCGCUUUGAUGGUUGGCUGGCGUCACAUGAUGAGGUACCGCAGCUCCCAACGUAUCUCCAAGGCCGUUGAUAUAAAACUUCUUGCAUCCCUUAGCAGAGAUGAUCUGAAAAAGAUUUGUGGCAACAGUUGUCCUGAAUGGAUAUCUUUUCCUGAGUAUGAACAGGUGAAAUGGUUAAACAAGCAACUGGCCAAACUCUGGCCUUUUGUUGCAGAAGCAACUACAGUGAUCAUAAGAGAAUCUGUUGAACCAUUACUGGAAGAAUAUCGACCUCCAGGAAUUACAUCACUGAAGUUCAGCAAACUCUCUCUUGGAAAUGUAGCACCCAAGAUUGAAGGUGUUCGUGUUCAGAGCCAAAAGGAAGGUCAGAUUAUAAUGGAUAUUGACUUCCACUGGGGUAGUAAUGCUAGCAUCAUUCUUGCUGUGGAGGCAGCAGUUGUUGCUUCUUUACCCAUUCAGUUGAAGGAUCUUCAAAUUUUCGCUAUUGUGCGUGUCAUCUUCCAACUAGCUGAAGAGCUCCCUUGCAUUUCUGCUGUGGUAGUUGCUCUCCUUGCCGAGCCAAAGCCUAGAAUAGAUUACACAUUGAAGGCUGUUGGAGGAAGCUUAACUGCAAUUCCAGGGAUUUCAGACAUGAUUGAUGAAACUGUCGAUGCAAUUGUCACAGACACACUCCAGUGGCCCCACCGGAUAGUUGUUCCAAUUGGUGGUAUUCCUGUGGAUUUGAGUGAAUUAGAGCUUAAACCACAAGGAAAGGUUGUAGUGACUGUAGUUAAAGCAAACAAUUUGAAGAAUAUGGAAAUGAUCGGUAAAUCAGAUCCAUAUGUGGUGUUAUAUGUUCGACCUCUAUUCAAGGUUAAGACAAAAAUCAUCAACAACAACCUCAAUCCUGUAUGGAAUCAAACAUUCGAGCUGAUUGUUGAAGACGAGGAAACACAAUCACUUAUCCUUGAGGUCUUCGAUGCAGAUGUUGGACAAAACAAAAGAUUGGGCAUUACAAAAUUACCUUUGAUUGAGUUGGAACCUGAUACUCCAAAAGAGGUUGAUCUGAGACUACUGCCAUCACUUGAUAUGCAAAAAAUUAAAGAUAAGAAAGAUAGAGGAACUAUUACCGUUAAGGUCUUGUACCACGAGUUCAACAAGGAAGAGCAGUUGGCAGCCCUUGAAGAAGAGAAGAGGAUCCUAGAAGAAAGAAAGAAACUGAAAGAAGCAGGUGUGAUAGGGAGCACAAUGGAAGCAGUUGGGUCUGGGGUUGGGAUGGUGGGGAGUGGCAUUGAAGCUGGAGUAGGGCUUGUUAGGAGUGGUCUCGGUGCUGUGGGCAGUGGCCUCAGCAAGGCUGGAAAGUUCCUGGGCAAGACCAUUACAGGGCAAUCAAGCAGCUCCAAGAAGAGUGGUAGCAGCAUUCCUGUAACACCGGCACAAGAAAAUGGUGGUGCAAAUUAAGCCGGCAUGAACUUUCCUAUACAGUCUUAGCUUUUCAUACCUGUUUUAUGAUCUUUUGAUUUGUAUUAGUUUUAGAUCUUAGACGAUAUAUUAGUUCCAAGAUUAGAAA
This is a messenger RNA of Telopea speciosissima, 1674 nucleotides long. Its product is annotated as calcium-dependent lipid-binding protein-like. Gene Ontology annotation, molecular function: lipid binding. Gene Ontology annotation, cellular component: endoplasmic reticulum. The record is from RefSeq and is a predicted model, not a curated record. The transcript is spliced from 12 exons. Bases 84 to 1565 code for a protein of 493 amino acids. NCBI's taxonomy places the organism in Eukaryota, Viridiplantae, Streptophyta, Magnoliopsida, Proteales, Proteaceae.